AGUACCCGUAGAGCUUUUGUGCCGUGUGGAUCAUUUUCUCAGUGCUGUUGCAAUUUUCCAUCAUUUCAUUGUCUACGUGAGGAGCUCCAUGGAUUGACUUUUCCACCAGAGAAUCAUCACAAACUCCAUUUUUUCGAGUUUCUUUCUUGAUUUUUGGCACAUUUUGCCAUGGGAAACGAGUCAAUUUUGGAAUUUUAAAACAUUUUUAUUGGAAAGAAAAGCUGCGGUUAACUGAGAUUUUGCUGAACUUCAAGUGAUUCUCACGGUAUUGUAUUUCUCUCGUUUCUCUCAUGCUUCCCGGAAAGUGCCAAACGAGAGGGAAAUCAAUUGAUGUGCAAUUGAAGAGAUUUUUAAAAAUCACUUUGUGCGGCUGAAGUGCAUUUAAUCGAAUGUGAAUGAAGAAGGAAAUGUGAAAAAGAUCCAUUUCCUCUUGUACAAAAAAAAAACACAAGCUAUCGAGUUGGAAAAACCCACGAGAUCGUAAGUGUGGGUGAAUUAAUGAGUGACUUUAUCGAUUUUAUGCAUAUCGCUAUGCAUCUCGUGGAAGAUUAAAGUGUGUGGAGAAGAAAAAGAGAUAUUUGAAUUUUUGCGUAGGAUUUGUGAAAUUCUGUGAAUGCACAUUUUUCCUCAGUGUCUCGUACUCCUCACGAUACAUACACAAGUGCAUCAUCCGAGCCUUUUCUCUCUCUCUCUCUCUCUUUACAUCUUACCAACACGUUUGGAGCUGAGAAUAAAAUCUCGUGAGAUUUGAGAGUAGGCAGCGCUUUUUUCUUUCUUUCCUGUGUGGAGUGAAAAAAAACAAGACUUGAAAAAUCUUUGGAAGAAGAGAGGAAAAAUUUCGGUGGAUGUAUGAGAGUAGUGGAGCAGCAUUUUGUUGGACUUUCGUGAGAAAUUGGUGGGAGAGGGACAGAUCCAAGUGUCGUUCUUUCAUCAAUGAGGUAGAAAAGAGACAACAAAUGGUGGUGGAAACCAGUUAUGGAUUCAAUAUGGCGGACGAUACACGCAAAAUUCGUGUUGAGGAGCAAUUGAGAAUUAAAAUAGGGGAUGCAAAAGACCUCGUGGGACGCAAUGGGGGUGCAAAUGGAUCAACUGGUGUCCGCGAUGUCUAUUGCACAAUUGCCCUCGAUCAGGAAGAGAUCUGUCGGACGCCAACAAUUGAACGGACUCUAACACCUUUCUUCGGGGAGGAGUAUCAAUUUGAGAUUCCACGGUAUUUCCGGUAUUUGUCGGUAUAUGUGUGGGAUCGGGAUAGGCACCUGAAGCAGGUGAAGGCAGUGGGAAAGGUGGCAAUCCGACGAGAGGAUCUGCAUGAGUACAAUGACAAGGAUUACUGGUUCUCAUUGAGGCCAGUGGAUGCAGAUUCAGAGGUACAGGGAUUGGCACAUAUUCAGGUGACGGUGGACGAUGGUGCGGGGAAUCUGAAGAGAAAGUCGGAUUUUGAUGAUGUGACCAGUAGUGGUGAAUGUGACGAUGAGGCUGGAGAUGAUGAUGAUGAUAGAUAUGAAAGUGAGAGAAAUGUGACACGAAAUGAGAGUCUCAGACAAGCGAUAAGGACAAGCAAUACAUUGACAAAGACAAAGAGCAUCUUUGGACAUACGGAUCUCAGUUUAUGGAGUGGUACACAAUCCAAAAAGACCAGUGUCAAUAUGCUGGACACUCUGAGUCCCUUUCGGGGUGAGAUGAAGGGUCGUGUGGCAGUUAGGAUUGUGGAGUGUGGGAAUUUGGCCAAGAAGAAUGGCAAUUGUGAUCCCUAUGUUGUCCUAUCUGCACUCUAUUCCAACAAUCGUGUAAUUAAGAAGCGUACGAAGAUCCGCAAAAAAACUAUCAAUCCAGUGUUUGAUGAAACUGUGGUAUUUGAUAUGAGUGUUGAUGGGGAUUCGAAGAGUGAUGGGAACAAUGCGUAUACGAUAGUGCCACUCGGUGGAGCAGAUCUCUGUGAGAUCACGGUGGGUGUAUGGCAUAGUGGUGGAAUGGGUGAAGAUGUGUUUCUCGGUCAGGUGAAAUUGCCCUUGCGCGGGCGUCAGGAGCAGAAUGCCAUUCAACCAGAUGCCUGGUACUUCCUUCAACCACGUCCAUCCCAUUCUCGCCCAGUGACAUCAUGUGCCACACCAAAUGGCACAAGACUGAGCUGUAACAGUUCCCUGGGUACCCUUCGGCUGAGGCUCCACUAUGCGGCUGAUCAUGUAUUUCCCCUGGCCACAUACGAUGCCCUGCUCAAUCUUCUGUUGCAGAGUGUAGAACAGCGACCGGUGACAACGACGGCCGUUCACAUUCUCGGUGAAGUGGUGUCCAAUAAGACAGAUGUGGCUCAACCGCUAGUGAGAUUAUUCACAUACAAAAACAAAAUAGCCCCAAUGAUCAAAGCACUGGCUGACUAUGAGAUCUCUAAACUUACGGAUCCCACGACAAUCUUCCGUGGCAAUACUCUGGUGUCCAAGAUGAUGGAUGAAGCAAUGAGACUGACUGGAAUUAAGUAUCUGCAUCAGACACUACGGCCAGUGGUAGAUGAUAUUGUUCAGGAGAAGAAACCGUGCGAAAUUGAUCCGUCACGGCUGAAAGACACCAGUGUCAUCGAUGGUAAUCUGCAGAAUCUGCAGGAGUAUGUGGAGAGAGUGUUCAAUGCCAUCACUACAAGUGCUGUGCGAUGUCCCGCCGUUCUAUGCCAAAUAUUCCAUGAUCUCAAGGAAUCCGCCAAACACUUCUUUCCUGACAAUCGUGAAGUUAGAUACUCAGUUGUGUCUGGAUUCAUCUUUUUGCGUUUCUUCGCACCAGCCAUCCUUGGACCGAAACUCUUUGACUUAACCACCGAACCAUUGGACGAACAAACAAAUCGAACAUUUACGCUCAUAUCAAAGACAAUUCAAUCUCUGGGAAAUUUGGUGAGUUCGAGAUCGGCUCAGCAAUUGUGCAAGGAAGAAUAUACAGGGCAACUGUACAAGGCAUUUUCCACGGAAAAGCACGUGAUGGCCGUAAAGCAUUUCCUCGAGGUUGUUUCAACAGUUGGUGCCAGUUGCGAUGGGAGUAAGGAACAAGAGCCAAUUUUGCUGAAAGAAGGGAUGAUGACAAAGAGAGCUCAAAAUAAGAAACUCUUCUUCAAGCAGAGGAAUUUCAAACAGAGAUAUUUUCGCUUGACCACCCAAUCGCUGAGUUAUUCAAAAUCUAAGGGCCAGAAACCCACCUGUGAUAUACCAUUGUCGGACAUUUUAGCUGUUGAGAGAUUAAAUGAAUGUAGCUUUAAGAUGCAGAAUAUUUUCCAGAUCGUGAGGAAGGAUCGUCCCCUGUACGUUCAAACGGCAAAUUGCGUGGAGGAGAAAGAGUGGGUGGAUCUCUUGCGGAAGAUUUGUCAAUCAAAUGCAGAGCGUCUUGAACACUACCAUCCAUGUGCCUAUAUCAACAACAUGUGGACAUGUUGCAAUUCACGGGAUCAGAAUGCCAAUGGAUGUACGGCUGUGUCUCCAAAGUCUUUUCAAAUGGAACUGGGCACAGCAUUGGAUCCAGCUCGGGAUCUCCAGCGAAUUCAUACACUGAUUAUGACGAAUAUGAAGUGUUUGGAAUCAAUGGGGAAUCCCAUAGCGUACUCGGGGACACCGCAGCAGGUAAGCGAAUUCAUGAUGUGCCACGAGACACUGAAGGCACUCAGGGAGAUCGCAAUAGCCCUCGAUCAUGUUCAUCGCAAUCAUCGCACAAAAUUGGCCAUGGAAGUGAAGUAUGGGAGUCGUCAGGCGCCAAUUGGGGAUGACAACUACCUGCACAUGAGCAAAGGUGGACGUGGUGGAGCCUUCAAAGUCACCUCAGCACCUAGGGAUUCUACCCAAGGUAAUAGCGACGUGGAGUUCAGGACCAUUCGGCCGGGUUUCUUGCGAAGUUGUGAGUAAAGUUGGUGAGGGGUUAUGGGGGGAGUAGAACGGACGAAAAGAGUGUGUGUUUCGGACUCAUAUUCAGUUUUUUUUCGGUGUUGCAAAAUGUGAUAUCUUGUAUAUUUUGAAAAAACAUUCCAAUUAAAUUAUUUUUGUUUUUUUUUAUUUAGUAAAAUAUUAUAGAAUGAGACGGUAAUUAAAAACGAAUUAAAAUAUAAAACGUUUCAGUGUAUAAAAAAAAUACAUUGAAAUAACGUAUUUUCCGCGUAUAAGAAGUAGAAAUGUCCUCUAGUAAGGAUUGUUAGGAAGGAAAAUCCUUUAAGUUUCAAUUUUUAAAAUAGAAAGAAUUAGUUGAAGAAGAUAAUCUACAAUUUAAGACGCAAUGCUCAUUUGACAAGCAAUUAAAAAGUUUCUAUAAAUGAUUAAAUAAAAAUCUUUCGACCAACAUUUUUUCUAGAAAACAAAAAAAAUCUUUUUACGUUAUUUUCUGUUUCACAAAUUGUUUUAAUUACUCUUAAGAAAUAGUGAGUGUUAUUAUUUUUUUUUGUUAAUUGUAGAGUCCUUCUGCAUUGGCAAAAGUCAUGCAUGAUGUGUUAGAGAAAAGAAAAGAAAAAAAUGAACAGAAGAAUGAAACACGUUGAGCAUCUUUUGUGCUCAAAAAAAAAUCAGUGUGUGAUGAACAUUAAUCUCAAUUAAUUAUUCCGUCUGUAGGAAAAAAAUAAAAGAAUGAAAAAGCUACUAAAAACAAAAGUCAAAACAACACGGUGAAUUUAAAAUUAAAACGAGAGCAUUUAUGUAAUAAAUUUAAUAAGUUUAAUGGUAACGAUUCGAACUGUAUAAAUUACAAAACAGAAAAUGCUGAACAAAAAAGAUAAAGAAAAACAAUUGGCACAAAUUUACUGAAAUUAUUAUAGAUUUAAAUAAUUAAAAAAAAAAUAAAGAAAAAUUUAAAUAUUGCCCUUUUUUCGUUAGAAGAAGCGCAAAAAAAUCCCUUAAGUACUGAUUUGAGUACAAAUUUUUUAAUGUUAAUUAAAAGAAAGGAAGAAACUUUCCUCGAUAUGGGAAUAAAAAGAAAAAUUGAUGAGAAAGUAUCAAGUACAAAAUUGCCAUUAAAAACGGAAAAAACAAAUUCAAAGGGCCAAGGAAAAUCCUCUUCUGUUAAAAGAAAAAGAAAAAAAAACAACCUAGAAAAAUUGAAGAAAGGAUUAAGACAAUCAAAUGUUUUUCUUUUUAUCUUUCUUUAAUAACUAUCUGUGUGUGUUUUUCUUUUUUUUUUUGGAAAAAAGUCCUUCUCUUUUCGUUGGAAACAAGUAGAAAAAAUGUUUUAGUAUGUAAGUAACCGUUUACUAAAAAAAAUGAAACAACAAAAAUCAAGAAAUAUUCAAGCAAUGUGUAAUCUCACUUCCUCCCCAAUUUUUAUUAGAUAAAAUAAUGUUAAUGAAUUAAAGAAAAUGAAAUUAUGGAAAUAUAGUCAAAUUUGUGCACACAUGCAUCCUCUUUCUUUUCCGACAUAACUGCUUAAAAUGUAUAAAAUGAAAAAAUGUGUAAAGUAUUGAAAAUUUAUUCAGUUUUCAUUACUUGACACUCAAAUUAAUUUUGACACAUUUCUAUCAACAUUCAGAACUAUUCAUGUAAUUUUAUACCGUUCCACGACUUUUUCACUUAGGAAUAAACAUGUAUUGAUGAGAAACGUAUAAAA
Phlebotomus papatasi is the source of this 5556-nucleotide messenger RNA. RefSeq names its product GTPase-activating protein (gene RasGAP1). Lineage: Eukaryota; Metazoa; Arthropoda; Insecta; Diptera; Psychodidae. The record is from RefSeq and is a predicted model, not a curated record. The transcript has 6 exons. The coding region runs from base 846 to 3875 and encodes 1009 amino acids. Gene Ontology annotation, biological process: intracellular signal transduction; regulation of GTPase activity.